AUGAAACUACUAUCGACCAUCCUUUUCAUUACCUCACUUUCUUUUCAGUACAUUCAUGCCGAUAUGGCGCCCAGUUAUCCUGAACCAGGUACGGUAUGGAAAGCCGGUCAUCAAUACGAAAUUGUUUGGGAGAAUGACCAUCAUGGUUCUAUGAAUGCAUGGAAAAAAUUUAGAAUCGAUUUUAUGACAGGUGACAAUGAUCACCAAAGGUUCUUGAUGAAUGUGGCUCGUAAUUUAGAUGCUACCAAGACCACUUCGUUUAACUGGACUGCUCCUAAAGUAUCGCCCGCUGCUCCUAUCUAUUUCUUCAUGUUUACUAAUGAUAAGGGUGAAAAUGCAUGGACCACGCGUUUUGGCAUAACUGGAGAGGAUGGAAAACUAGCCAAAGCACAAUAUCCUACUCAGCCUGAUGGUUCAAAGAUUCCUUGGGGUGUUGGCAAGAUUGUGAGGACUGAUGCUGCAGCCUCAGGGCCCUCACCAACUUACUACAUGACACCUGCUCAGUCCUCUGUUUUAGCUGAUAAUGCUGCUGUUGUCAUUGCUGUUUCCAAAGCUACAAAACUCUACUCGAUGCCUGUGGGAUAUAUACUCAUGCUGUUUGUUAUCAUACUGUCAAGCAGCGGUUUAUUCACAAACUAA
Rhizopus microsporus ATCC 52813 is the source of this 639-nucleotide messenger RNA. RefSeq lists its product as uncharacterized. The record is from RefSeq and is a predicted model, not a curated record. Lineage: Eukaryota; Fungi; Mucoromycota; Mucoromycetes; Mucorales; Rhizopodaceae. The transcript is spliced from 5 exons. The coding region runs from base 1 to 639 and encodes 212 amino acids.